GGUCACCACAAUGUCUUCGGCAAAGCGUCGCGUAGAACAGGUCUCCGGCCAUGUCCAGAAUCCGGAUCGAUCACCUAAAAUAAUAUGCCAAACAAAAGAGCAUUCGAAAGGCAACACCGUGGCCACCAUCACUUUCCACAACCCAGCCAAGCUCAACACCGCAAGUAACCAGCUCCAGAACGAGCUGAUAGAAGUGUGCGAAAGACUCAGCAAGGACGAAACUCUCCGCGUGGUCGUCCUGACAGGUGCUCCACCUCUGGCUGCUGGCAAAGCCCCGGCGUUCAUUGGAGGCGCCGAUAUCCAGGAAUUGAGUCGCCUAAGCUCUUCUGACGAUGCUCGAAAAUACAUCACUCAGAUCCACAAGACAUGUCUCGCAAUUCAGAAUAUUCCAGUUCCGGUCAUCGCUCGCGUCCAUGGAUAUGCCCUUGGCGCUGGUCUCGAAAUCAUGGCGGCCUGCGAUCUAAGAGUCGCAACCCGAGCUAGCAAAUUCGGUAUGCCAGAGCCCAAAAUUGGACUGCCUUCUGUGGCCGAAGCUGCCCUUUUUCCCAGCAUGAUCGGCAUCGGUCGAACGAAACGACUCGUAUAUCUUGGCGAAGAUAUUCCUGCAGAUGAGGCAUUGUCAUGGGGCUUGAUUGAGCGUGUCGUUGGCAACGAGGCUGAGCUUGAUACGGCGGUCAAGGAGUGGGUGGACAGGCUAGUUACGAUGGGUCCUCAAAUCCUUCGGGUUCAGAAGCGUCUUGUAACCAAGUGGGAGAAUAGCACGCUGGCUGAAGGUAUUGAGGCUGGUGUAGAGACCUUGGCCGAGGUAUACGAGGAUGGCGGCUCGAUAGCGAAGAAGAUGAUGGCGCCUCUGCUGAAGAAGUGAAAUUGGUCAAUGGAAAUAUAGAGCAUCCGCCACGCCGGCUUCACGCUUUUGUGUUCCCGGAGCUUGCACAUAGCAGUCUGAUAGAGCAUCGCAAAUAGCAGUCAG
Cercospora beticola is the source of this 970-nucleotide messenger RNA. RefSeq lists its product as uncharacterized. Lineage: Eukaryota; Fungi; Ascomycota; Dothideomycetes; Mycosphaerellales; Mycosphaerellaceae. Gene Ontology annotation, biological process: fatty acid beta-oxidation. The record is from RefSeq and is a predicted model, not a curated record.